CCGCGGCGAAAAGGUGUAUUGAUGGUGAUGGUCUGCAGUUUUUCACCCAUUUUCUGUUUCGCUUGGAGUUCAGGGGUCCCCCUCGAGGGAAACAGUCAGUAACCAUGGGACGUCCUGCCAGUCUACUCGUGCACAUCGCGGCUAGUAUCGUGCUGUGGGAAGUGGCACCUCGGGUCGUGGUGGGACCCCGGAACCCGUAUGUUACCGUGGUGGGGGAAUCGGUGUCCCUCGCGUGUAAGGUCACCGAUGCCAAGCCUAAUAUAACUUCACUUUACUGGGAGAAAGACGGUGCCAGGCUCGAGGCCAGCAGCUUUCUGGGGAAAUAUUCAGGAGGAGAUGCCAGGACGCCAUCUUUAACCAUUCGUCACGUGAUGAGGAUGGAUGGCGGAGUGUACACAUGUGUGGCCCAGAAUUCCGUGCGGCGUGGAGAGGGGCACAUCGAGCUGCGAGUACACUAUUUUGCCUCGAUAACCAGUAUCUCUGAGCCUGUGGAAGUAACUGUCGGGGAUCAUGUGAAGUUCCGCUGCGUGGCCGAGGGGAGCCCUACCCCCAACAUCACGUGGUCUAGGAACGGACUGAAGCUUAAGGCCAGCUCAGAUGAUGCCGUUGGUGACGUCAGAACGAGUGCCCUGGUCCUGAGCACUCUAGAUGGCGGCUUCACGUCUACCACUAUAGCCAUUAUCAGUGGUGCAGCUGCCGGCGGCCUUUGGUUGCUCAUCUGUCUUUGUCUGUUGGUGUACCUGCUAAGGAAGCGACGAGGCGGGGACAGGAAGAAGUUUACGUAUUACUAUAGUGGUGUACAGAGACGGAGCGAUGUAGCAACAAGUGAAGGGGGCGGAUCUGAACACAGACGGCAGGUCUUCUUAACAGAGAGAAAAACCUCCAAUGUUGCCUUCGAACAAAGAAGACAAGAAAAUGGCGAGCUUGUCAUCUAGGAGGACCUGAUUUUGAGGUUAAACGAUUUUAACGUUUUGGCCUCCGUAUGGGCUAACUGCAAAGGAUUCUUGAGCAAUGCUACAUUGUUCAACUCGUGCCUCACAAUAAGAACAUAUGUCUUUAUGUAUUUGUAACAUUUUAGAGAUGUGU
Messenger RNA from Branchiostoma belcheri (Belcher's lancelet), 1086 nucleotides. Its product is annotated as hemicentin-2-like. NCBI's taxonomy places the organism in Eukaryota, Metazoa, Chordata, Leptocardii, Amphioxiformes, Branchiostomatidae. Gene Ontology annotation, biological process: cell-cell adhesion. Bases 105 to 935 code for a protein of 276 amino acids. The record is from RefSeq and is a predicted model, not a curated record. Gene Ontology annotation, cellular component: cell-cell junction. The transcript is spliced from 5 exons. Gene Ontology annotation, molecular function: cell adhesion molecule binding.